Neofelis nebulosa (Clouded leopard) is the source of this 1631-nucleotide messenger RNA. It is a transcript of the gene WNT11, whose product is annotated as Wnt family member 11. Bases 407 to 1612 code for a protein of 401 amino acids. The transcript is spliced from 5 exons. NCBI's taxonomy places the organism in Eukaryota, Metazoa, Chordata, Mammalia, Carnivora, Felidae. The record is from RefSeq and is a predicted model, not a curated record. Gene Ontology annotation, molecular function: cytokine activity; frizzled binding. Gene Ontology annotation, biological process: cell fate commitment; neuron differentiation; multicellular organism development. Gene Ontology annotation, cellular component: extracellular region.
GGGGCGGACCGCGUCGGAGACCGUGCGGCUCGAGAAGGAGAGCUCCGGCGAGCGGGCGAGCGCAGGCCCCGAGAGCCCAGCGCAGCCCCCAGCAGCCCGAGUCCGUGCUACAGUCCUCGCGGGACCCGAGCCGGCCGCCGUUCGCAGGGAUCUCGGGCGUCCUGCUGCGGCCGCUCCGGGAAGAGGGCGCCCUCGCCGCCUGCACAGCCCGGAGAGCGCUCGGGUCCGCUGGGGGCCGCGCUCGCCGCUCCCCGGCCGGCCCGGGCGGCAGGGCACUCGGUGCGCGCCCGGCGAGCGCCCCGGGAGGCGGCGUGCUCGCUGGAAGAUCGGCGGUGGCCGUGCCUGCGGCGGGACUUCGGUGCAGCUCCUCGAGGGUGCGACCCCCGAGCGCGCGUGCCGCGCGACCAUGAGGGCGCGGCCGCGAGUCUGCGAGGCGCUGCUCUUCGCCCUGGCGCUCCAGACCGGCGUGUGCUACGGCAUCAAAUGGCUGGCGCUGUCCAAGACCCCGGCGGCCCUCGCGCUGAACCAGACGCAGCACUGCAAGCAGCUGGAGGGGUUGGUAUCUGCGCAGGUGCAGCUGUGCCGCAGUAACCUGGAGCUCAUGCACACCAUCGUGCACGCCGCCCGCGAGGUCAUGAAGGCCUGCCGCAGGGCCUUCGCGGACAUGCGCUGGAACUGCUCCUCCAUCGAGCUUGCCCCCAACUACCUGCUUGACCUGGAGAGAGGGACCCGGGAGUCAGCCUUCGUGUAUGCGCUGUCGGCGGCCGCCAUCAGCCACGCCAUCGCCCGGGCCUGCACCUCCGGCGACCUGCCCGGCUGCUCCUGCGGCCCUGUCCCAGGCAGUGCAACAAGACGUCCCACGGCAGUGACAGCUGUGACCUCAUGUGCUGCGGACGCGGCUACAACCCCUACACGGACCGCGUGGUCGAGCGGUGCCACUGCAAAUACCAUUGGUGCUGCUACGUCACCUGCCGUAGGUGCGAGCGCACUGUGGAGCGCUAUGUCUGCAAGUGAGGCCCUGCCCACCCUGUGGGGACUUGUGGAGGCCCAGCCAGGGGCCCGGAGACACCCCGUGGAGUUUUUCUUGGGAAUUCCAGAUGCCAGGCAUGGGAGGCGGCUUGUGCUUUGCCUCCCCUUGGAAACCGCCAGAAACAGAAGGCCCGGCCGCUCUGGAAGGAGGGCCAGGACAUCAAAGGAAACCGACAAGAUUAAAAAUAACCUGGCAGCCAGAGCCUGGGAGUGCCCACUUGCUGCCUUCCAGACUCGUCUAAGAAGCCAGGGGUAUGAGUUGGGCAGGACUGGCAUGGACUUGACCUUUCGCAGCCGGAGACGCCAGCCUCCCGGGAAGGGAGGUCUGCCUGCCCUCCUCAGAAUGUCUGCAGGCCCAGCCCUUGCAACGACCCCCGGCCCACCCCAGGGUCUGAGCCUGCUGGGCAUACCACAUGGAACCACUAGCUUGGGUUGUAAAUGUUUUUUGUUUUGUUUUGUUUUGUUUUGUUUUGUUUUCUUCCUCUGGGAUGUGGGAGCUACAGAAAUAUUUAUAAAACAGCUUUUUCUUUGGGGUGGCUCGCCUCAAUUCCUCUUUAUAUAUUUUAUAUAUAUAUAUAAAUAAAUAUAUAUAAUGAUCUAUA